Messenger RNA from Manis pentadactyla (Chinese pangolin), 2807 nucleotides. It is a transcript of the gene TMEM250, whose product is annotated as transmembrane protein 250. NCBI's taxonomy places the organism in Eukaryota, Metazoa, Chordata, Mammalia, Pholidota, Manidae. The transcript is spliced from 2 exons. The record is from RefSeq and is a predicted model, not a curated record. Bases 580 to 999 code for a protein of 139 amino acids.
CCUCGGGAGCGGCGGGGCGUGCGCAGAGGGGCUGCCCGCGGUCAUUUACGCCGGCCCACUAUCUGCGCCUGCGCAGGACAGGCCGCGGUAACUCGGAAAAGCAACGCCGGGGGCGCGCGCGCGCACAGGAGUGCGCCCCGGGGAAGCGUCGAGUUCCGGGCGCUAGGCGGCGGCCGAGCACGGGAGGGAAGAGCUCUCCGUGUCGGCGCGGGCGGAGGGACGUGAGGAAGGCCCUACGGUGGCCGCGCAGGGCUGGCGCUACGGUUCCCACGCUGGGCCAAACACGGCCGGACGCCUGGUGCGCGAGCCCCUGGGUCUUCAGGGAGGCCUCGGGCGCGGACGUGUGGGUGGCCGGGCCCGCGGCCGCGAGCGGUCGGCACCAUGCGGCCGCACUGCCCCUGGAGCCCCGAGGGCCGCAGGGGCCCGCAGGCCCGGCCGCUAGCCUCCCUCGCGGCUCGGGACGCCGGCGCGGAGACGGCAAGCGACCCACACCUCCUCCGUAGCCCCACCGCGGGCCCUCGGGCCUAGGCCCAUGACGCCGAUGCUGACCGCCGCCGCAAGCUAGCGCCGCCGGCCCCCAUGCCGGUCAUGCCCAUCCCGCGGCGGAUGCGCUCCUUCCACGGUCCGCACACCACCUGCCUGCACGCGGCCUGCGGGCCAGCACGCACCUCCCGCCCGGCGCGCACCAAGUACAACAACUUCGACGUGUACGUGCGGGCGCGCUGGCUCUAUGGCUUCAUCCGCUUCCUGCUCUACUUCAGCUGCAGCCUGUUCACAGCCAUCCUGUGCGGCGCGCUGGCCGCGCUCUUCUGCCUGGAGUACCUGGGAGUGCGCGUCCUGCUGCGCUUCCAGCUCAAGCUGUCCGCGCUGCUGCUCUUGCUGGGCCGUCGGCGCGUCGACUUCCGCCUCCUGAACGCUCUGCUCAUCCACGGCAUCCGAGUCACCGUGCUGCUGGUCGGCGGCCUGGGCUGGUGCUUCAUGGUCUUCGUGGACAUGUGAGGGGCGCUGGAGCCUGGCUCCGGGUGGGCUGGCUGUGCUGCGUGGUGGGCGAUGCGCCGUGGCGACCUGUUCUUUGCUGGGGAGGGCGGGUCAGGGCCCUUGCACUUUUCACCCACCGACGCACGCUGUCUGCAGAAGUCCCACCCCUGCGCCCGGUUCUGGCCCAGGAGAGAAAAGGGCUGAGACUUCUGUGAGGAGAGCACGGUGCCUCCUGCUGGUUUGCUCCUCCAACUACCCCUGUGUAUGUAUUUAGGAGCCGCGUCCCCGGCUGCCAGCCUGCAGCUCCAGCCUAUACUUUGUAGGCUGCGCUGUGGGGUGCCGGCGGUCCACCCUGUGCUUGGAGAGCCUCUGGGCCCCUGUCCACUCUCCAGGACGCUGGCAUUACCAGUGGUGUGCGAGGUCCUCCAGGCUAGCUGCAGAGCCUCUUCUCAUUCACCCCUGGCCCCUGCCCAGCCUUAGGGAAGCGUCAGGCUCUGCUAGCCGAUAGCCCGCACUGCCAUGAAGCUCUGCGCUCCGCCCUGGGCUGCCCGAGUCCCGGCGCAGUCCACAGAUCCUCCUCCCACGGCCACCUUGAGAGGCACUGCGGGACCUGAGCCCCAGGCUGGGCUUCGGGGUCACCUUGGGGGGCCUGGACGCAGUCCAGUGGGGAGUCCCAGCUGUAGCAGGCUCGUAGAUUAGACUAGCUCAAGGAAGCACCAGGUCCAGGGUAGAUCUGUCUUCCUUCAGGGCAAGUCUUUUGAGAAUGUCAAGCUGGAUGCUGUGAUCUCUUCACAUGACUAUUUUUGGGGAGGCAACUCAAUUCCUUUCUUGCUUUUGGAGGGGGAGAUUUUGGCCUGUCUUCCUUUGAGGAACACCCCGAAAUGAGGCCUGUGUGUCUGGAACAGGUGUCAUGGCCUCUGAGUGUGCACCUGGAAACAGGAAGCUCUGGGUUUCAGAAAUGCCCCUAGAGUCAAGGGUGUGCACCUGGGCUGGGCCCCCGGGGAGGGCUCUACUAACCCUUUGUUCUUGCCUCAGCAGCCAUUAGAGCAGCUAGGGAGUAAAAAGCAAAAAUGAAUGUGGGUCAGAAAAACACAAAGGGCCAGGGUUUGGGGGGCUUUCAGUUGCAGAGAGAAGAGCACAUGAGAGGGCCAACGUCUUACCCAGACCCCUCACUUUGGCCUUCUCCAUCAGAGGGGGCCAGGGUGGCCACUGCGGGCCUUGCUGUCAAGUGAGGGGUCAUGCUGAUAUUUAUGCUGGACAACAGGCAGAGAUGGGUACGGGACCCAGGCCCAACAUGGAUGGUGACAGGUCAGCUGAUGCCACUUUACCUAACUGGGCAUGGGCAGCAGCCAGGGGAAGCUGUUGUGUGCCACUGGAAGCAAAACCCAUAUCAGGUAGAGAAAGCAAAAAAUACUUGGCUGUAAACCACGCUCUUUGAUUUGUAGCCAGCUUCUCGGAUGAUUGUCGACUUGAGGUCAGCGGGAAGGCCCCUUGGACGAAGUUCUCUUAAGAGUCGAGUCUGUCUGAGUCACGCGGACAGCAGGCGAGGAGCGUGCUGCGUGGGUCCCGCUUCUCGGCACUCAAAGACUCAUUUGCACUAAAUCAUGCUGUUUCCUAAAAGCUUCAUUUUGUGUUAACUAACUCAAUGCUACUCAGAUCCUCCGAAGCCCCCCUCACUGAGGUGGGCGCAUGUUGGGGUGGCUGGAGGAGUCUGGCUGUGCCACCUCGAAUGUCAACACGGCAGCAGUGAACACAAAGCUGCCCCGUGUCUUGAGUGCCUGUUCAGUUCUUUAUGAAAUGAGCCACCUGCAUUAAACUUAUUUUUUUAA